AAAUCCGCUUCGUUAACCAAAGUAGUCAAAAUGAAACGGCUUUGUAUUUGUGAAAUUUGCAACUGUGGCCGCCACCGGUGCGCACACGGGCCCACGGCGCUGUAUCGGAGGAGCAGCAGGGCGUGUGUGGUGAGCGAGUACGCCGAGAAAUACCCCGCCUAUGAGAUCUGCCAGCCUACCCGGAGCCCGAAACCCACAUACGAGCACCAGGGAAACCGGGGCAAGAUGGACGGGACGACGACAUUCAGGUCCGAUUACGUCCCCUACGAAGUCAGCCAGCGUCCCAGGAAGCCUGAGGUGGAGUACCAACCAAACCCAGGUGAAAUCGACCUGGCCACCACUUACAAACAGGACUUCAACCCCUACGAGCUGCUGCCGGUGCCACCGCCGCGGCCAAAGGAGCAGCCCAGAGCCAGCAGCGCCAAACUGGACACGGUGCCCACCUACAAAGAGGAUUUUCGUCAGUGGGAAAUUCACAAGCGAGAGCUACCCAAAGCAGACAUGGCUUACCGGCCUCCAUCAGCAAAGUUUGGGAACACCACAACGUUCCAAGACGAUUUCAUCCCAAGAGGCCUCGUCGUCCGAGAGAGCUUCAAGCCGCCAAACAUAGCCAAGCUAUCAGACACUCCUUUUGAGGGUGUGACCAGCAACCAACUUUUCUACGUGCCCCACGCGAUGGAGGUACGCUUCGUCCGAGCCCCAGAGGAGUACAAGCCAAGCAGCCAGCCUUUCUUGGAGCUCACCACUCACCGGCGCGACUACCAGGGCCUGCCAGGUCAGCAGACCAAGAGCUGCAAGCCCGACCGGGCCGUGGUGUCCUCUGGCGCGCCCUUUCAGAGCAGCACGGAGUUCCGCGACCGCUUCCAGCAGUGGCCCGUGUCGCUCCCGCGGCCGCACAAAGCGGUGGGCUACGCCAGCCCCACGGCGGAUAUGGACCUAAGCACCACCACACAGACCACCUACGUCAAGCACAACGUCCACCCCUUCGUCUCCGUCAAGCCCUUCUCCAAGCCCACCCGCGCCGCUGCCCCCUUCCAGGGCAACACCACCAUGAAGGAGGACUUCAAGGCCUGGGAGACCCGGCGCCGGGACGUGAUCCGCAAGCCUGAGGAGAUCCGGAGAGCCCGUGGCAAGAUGGAGGACCUGACCACCUUCAAGGCCCACUUCAUCCAGCACCCGCCUCAGAGCAACGUCAGCUACAAGCCUCUCGCCGCACCCCUGAGAAAGGAUGCCCCCAUGGAGGAUGGGACCAUGUACCGCAGAGAGUUUACUCCCAAGAAGAUCAGUGUGUGCCCGGCCAGCUUCACCACUCCCCCAGGGUUCAUCUUUGUGGACACUGAUGAAUGUGGUCACAGGUUUUUUCACAAAGUGGCUUCCCAAGAGAAAAUGGCUGCAGACAGUAACAUGCAGGCUCCUAAGGCAGUGGCCGUGAUGUCAUAAGAAUGUGACCUAACUAAGUCACAGUAAAAUUUCAAAUCUCUCUGCAUCUUUACUGCACGUGUCUGGGAGAGUAUUUAACCCUUAAUUAGUAUUUAUGAUCUUUUAUAAUGUAAAUGUAAUGUAAUGGCAUUAGGUUGAUGGAACGUAAUUGAAGACAUAUUAAGAUAUAAGAGGGCAAGACAGUAAGACAUUUGCACAUAGCUCUUUCAAAAUUGAUGGUAAUAAUAAAUAAUAUGUAUUAUAUUUUAGCUUAAUCACAUAUAUAAAAUAUUGGUUCCAAAAACAUAAAAUCCCACUUGAUUGUAUUAGAUCCUGUAGCACUGCACUUAAAAGAGCAAUCAGAAUGUUCUGAACAAUAUAUGAUACACAAAUUGACAAAGACCACUGAUAUUCAAUAAGUACACAUGAAAUAACAGGGCUGCAAUAGGCCAAGCCACAAUUCAACUCAGUAUAUAUGAUGCGGUUCUUGUCAGUAAGAUACAGUAGAUAGGGUCUAGCCAAUAAAUGUUACAUUUCAAAUUCAAAGCAAUCUGGGCAUGGCAAUGAACUAAUGAAUUAAGAUCUUGUUUGAAUGAAAAUCCUGAUUGCUAUAAUCUUUCAUCUUUGACCACAAAAACAAUGGGGAAAUGUUGAAUGUACUCCAUGUAGAUUUCACCACGUGGAUCUCUGUGUGAUCUCUCAUAACCUUUAAAACUGAUGCAUCAAUCAAAAUACAUGUUGUUACACUUCUAUCAAUUAAGCAAAGAAAUAUAGAAAUAGUUUAAAACCAACAGAGAUUGCUUUAUAUUUCAGCUAAUAUUUAUGUCCACUGCUCUGUGCAUUUCUGAAGAAUUGUGAACAUUUAUGUGCCAAACUUUCUUUCAAAGAAUCAUCUGCCCCUAAAGUAAUACGCACAAGGCAUGUUACAGCGACAGUAAUGAUCAAAAGGGAAUUAACAGAUUGUAAAAGUUUAUUUAUUUUUUUAAAUUUUGUAACACAGAAGUGAGUAGUUAGUGAUAUUGUUGUGAGUAGUUAGAGAGAGUCCUCUCUCAUCUGUUUCAACAUGAGCCAUGCACAAAUCCAGUACAUCUCAACAUCCUGAAUGUUCUGGAAGAAAGAUUUAUAUUUAUAUUUAUAUACAUAUAUAUAUAUAUAUAUAUAUAUAUAUAUAUAUAUAUAUAUCUCAGUAGCCAAUUAAGUAUUGUUGAAUGCCUGUACAUAUUACAAAUGGCCUGUGUAACUGUUCACACAUUGCAAAAUGAAACCAAAAGGCAUGCUUGGAAAUACAGUAGGACAAAAUAUU
This is a messenger RNA of Electrophorus electricus (electric eel), 2722 nucleotides long. RefSeq names its product stabilizer of axonemal microtubules 2 (gene saxo2). Lineage: Eukaryota; Metazoa; Chordata; Actinopteri; Gymnotiformes; Gymnotidae. Gene Ontology annotation, cellular component: sperm flagellum; axonemal microtubule; cytoskeleton. Gene Ontology annotation, molecular function: microtubule binding. The record is from RefSeq and is a predicted model, not a curated record.